This is a messenger RNA of Stegodyphus dumicola, 2121 nucleotides long. RefSeq names its product putative polypeptide N-acetylgalactosaminyltransferase 10. Gene Ontology annotation, cellular component: Golgi apparatus. Gene Ontology annotation, molecular function: polypeptide N-acetylgalactosaminyltransferase activity. Gene Ontology annotation, biological process: protein O-linked glycosylation. Lineage: Eukaryota; Metazoa; Arthropoda; Arachnida; Araneae; Eresidae. The record is from RefSeq and is a predicted model, not a curated record.
AGAAGAGAACCGCAAUGCUUUCGUCGAUUUUCUCUACGGGAAUUUAAAGAGCGAAAUGUGUUUAAACUUGUUGCACCUGUUAACUGUUCGGUGAGAAAAUAUGUUGAGAAGAAAUGCGCGUAAACUUUUAAAAUAUUUUCUUGUAGCGGCAAUCCUGCUUGCAGCUUGUGUAGUAUUUUUCAGAUCUUUUAGUUCAGUAACUGAUAUUGAUGUGAAUAACGUGAAAAGUCGGGAGAAGUAUUCAGGAUUACCUAAAGCUCCGAAUAAUCACAAAACAUCAUCGGACAACGAAAGAAUUGAUUGGCAUGAUUAUUCUCAAAUUGAAAUGGAAAAGAAAAGUAAAGGCCCUGGCGAGCAAGGCGUUGCAUUCUACUUACCCCCUGGAAAUGAAAAGCGGAAAGAAGAACUUUAUAAAGUUAAUGGUUUCAAUGGUUUGGCUAGUGACUUUAUUGCUAUAAACAGAUCUGUUGCUGAUAUCAGGCAUAAAGAUUGUUUGAAAAAAAAAUAUCUAAGGAAGCUUCCAUCUGCUAGCAUUGUGGUUCCCUUCCACAAUGAACAUCUGUCAACUUUGUUAAGGACUGCUACCAGUGUUAUAAAUAGAGCACCAUCACACCUUAUUAAAGAGGUGAUAUUGGUUGAUGAUUUUAGUACAAAAGCUGAGCUGAAAACAGAAUUAGAAAAUUAUAUUGAAAAGCAUCUGCCAAAAGUAAGAGUGAUACGAGCUGGGAAACGAGAAGGCUUAAUUCGAGCUAGGCUAAUUGGAGCAAAAGCAGCAGUUGGUGAUGUUUUGAUUUUCCUUGAUUCUCAUACUGAAGCAAAUGUCAACUGGCUACCUCCUCUGUUGGAACCUAUUGCUAAAGACAGGAGAACUGUUGUAUGUCCUUUCAUUGAUGUCAUAGAUUUUGAAACAUUUGCAUACAGAGCACAGGAUGAAGGUGCCAGAGGAUCUUUUGAUUGGGAGUUGUACUAUAAGAGACUGCCAUUGUUACUUGAGGAUCUCAAGCAUCCUUCUGAACCAUUCAAAAGCCCUGUUAUGGCUGGUGGACUUUUUGCCAUAGAUCGUUCUUUUUUCUGGGAGCUGGGUGGCUAUGAUGGAGGAUUAGAUGUUUGGGGAGGUGAACAAUAUGAACUGUCUUUCAAGAUUUGGCAGUGUGGAGGUCAAAUGGUAGAUGCUCCUUGUUCCAGAAUUGGCCAUAUAUACAGGAAAUUCGCACCUUUUCCAAACCCCGGAAUAGGAGAUUUUGUUGGGCGAAAUUACAAGCGAGUUGCAGAAGUAUGGAUGGAUGAGUACAAAGAGUAUUUAUACCUACGGAGGCCUCAUUAUCGAGACAUAGAUCCUGGUGAUAUUUCCCAACAAAAGGCCUUGAGAGAAAAAUUAAAAUGUAAGCCUUUCAAAUGGUUCAUGCAAGAGAUAGCUUUUGAUCAACCAAAAAAGUAUCCACCUAUAGAGCCACCAAAUUUUGCAUCUGGAGAGGUUAGAAAUGUGGCUAGUAAUUUGUGUAUUGAUACAAGAUUCCGUAAUCAAAAUGAUAGAUUUGGUCUUGAAAAAUGCAUCAAAGAUCAUGCUGCCCAAGGGGGUGAACAGCAGUUUGAAUUGACUUGGCAUAGAGAUAUUAGACCAAAGAAAAGAACAGUAUGUUUUGAUGUGUCAUCAUCUGACAACCAUGCACCUGUUGUCUUAUGGAGUUGCCAUGGGAUGCAAGGAAAUCAAGAAUGGAAGUAUAAUUAUGAACAUUUACAGCUUUUUCACCCAAUAAGUGGUCAUUGUUUGGACUGUGAUAUAGAAAGGAAAGAGAUUUUUAUGAGCCCAUGUGAUAUUAAUAUAAAAACUCAAAAAUGGAGGUUUGAAACUUACAACAAAACUGCAUUGGACAAUUGGUGAUCAUAAUUUAUUUUAGGUUUUUCUUCUGUGUUGGAGUUUUUUUAGUUCCUGCAAAUUUAAAUUUUGAGCAUUCCAUUUUGUGUGAAAUUAUUCAUAUUUGAUUGCCUUUUGAAUUGGUUCAAAUCCGAAACUUUGUGCCAAUAUAAUUUUGAUAAUAUAUACCUAUUACUUUAUUUUUAUAGGUUUUUUGAACUUUUUUUUUUUUUUUUUUUUUUUUUUUUUUUUGUUUGUUUGUUAUA